UUUUACAUCAUGGUUACAGAUUGUUUGAUUACAAAAGGGAAGUGAAACAUCACUUAGAAUAAAAUACAGAGAAAAAAAGAAUAGAUUUGCAGAACCAAACUCCUCAUAGAGCCCUCCCCGCCAACUCAUGUCCCACCGGAAGGAUUUUUUAAAACACAUUCGGUGAAGCGUCAAUUCAGUUGUCUGUAAAACUCGCUGGGGUUACUGCGGUAAAAUGCCUGAAGUUGAUGUGUUGUACUCGGAUGUGAAGUUCACAAAAUCCAGGGAAAAAGCCAAUGGGACAGUUCCCCCUUCUGAGGACACCACAUACUCUGAAGUCAAGAUUGCGAAGGCUCCACCGCUUUCCACAGAGCUCAUUGAUCCCCAACAACAAGCUGGAUCCACUGGUCCAUCAGGUGCUACAUUAGAGAGAGUGGCCGUGGUGGUCCUUCUUGCUCUGCUGGUGGCUGCUGUCACUGGUCUUGGAUAUACCACCUAUAAAAACAUGCAAACCACGGAGCAGCUUCAAAAACUGAAAGAUGACAAUGAUGCAUUGAAAAAAAAUCUUACAGACAGAACAUGUUCAAAAAUACCAUGCAUCAUACUGAAGCCAACGUGCCCGAUAGACAAAACAUGUCUCAAAUGUGAAGCAGGCUGGGAGCCAUUUGGAGAAAAGUGUUAUUAUUUCUCCACACAAAAAUCAACCUGGAAUCAGAGCAGAGAUGAGUGCAAAAAUCAAGGAGCAGACCUGGUGAAGAUAGACAGCAAAAAAGAGCAGAUAUUCCUGGAUGUGAAACUAAGAGACAAAAUGGAGGUAGCUGAGGACAAGUUCUGGAUUGGACUUACCGACUCAGAGAAAGAGGACGAGUGGAAGUGGGUAGACGGAUCUCCACUGAACAAAAGUUUGACAUUUUGGAACGGAAAUGAGCCAGACAACUGGAGAGGUAAUGAUGAGAUAGAGGAGGACUGUGCAAGGAUGGGGGAGAAAGGAGGAGCUGUAGGACACAAGAUCUGGUUUGAUCGACGCUGUGAGGAUCCUAACAAACACAUUUGUGAGAAAUCAGCAGUAGAAGGAGAACCUAAGUGUGAAUGAACUUCAGCUUCAGAGCCGCUCAGCUCUUUAAACCAGCUCAGUAAAACAUUCAGAGUAUGGAGCAAUGUUCAUCUUUUAUACAGCUUUAUGUAUCAGGUAACCAGCGCUUUAUUUACAAUAUUACAAUUUAAAACUGAUACGUGUAUAAUUCAUAAUAUGAUGACUUUUAUUAAAAUAAGUAAAACAUUUAAUUUACCUUGGAGUUUGUUGAGUUGGAACUCAUUUGGAGCUUUUGUGUUUUGCAGCUCUUCAACAUAUUUUGGAUUAAUGAUUAUUAUUUUUUUUAACAUUAAUUUGAUCUGCUUUAAAAUGUUAAAUAUAUUUUUUUAUCCACAUUAGUCU
Molecule: messenger RNA, 1414 nt
Organism: Notolabrus celidotus (New Zealand spotty)
Lineage: Eukaryota; Metazoa; Chordata; Actinopteri; Labriformes; Labridae
Product: hepatic lectin-like
Exons: 8
Coding region: 215-1072 (285 amino acids)
Source: RefSeq, a predicted model, not a curated record